CUUAAACCCCGCCUUCGCGCCCGACUCUCCUGCGCGAAGCCAGCACGCUCGUGCACUCCCAUCUCUGGUUUUUUUUUUUGUAAACAUGGCUGCGACACUGGCCGCUGAACCCGAGCACUCACAAACAUAAACUAUUCAUUCAGUAGCAACAGGAGGAAGGGGCAGUAAGAUGAAGAACCACUGGGUCUUUUCUGGAAGAGGAGAAGAAUAAGAAGACGAGGAUGACCACCAGCUGCGAAAUACUUACCUAAACAGCGGACUGCGCUGAAAGGCAAAAAGUUUUAGCUGUGUGAAGUUUGACAGCCACUUGGCUCGCUCGAGAGCUAACGUAGCCUAGCUAGCAAACUAUUCAAGCUAGCAGCACGGUUAAACUAGAUAUUUAAUUGCAUUUAGAUGAGUAACGAGAUCUUUGGUUACAUUUCGAGUCAGUUGUGUUAAAUUUAUAACUCUUCGCUGAAGCGGGUUGCUAAUGAACACAGUCCUGCACAGGGACAUCACCACUGUGUGCUUUCCUUUUGUCAUUUUUUUUGUCAUUUAAAUGAAUGAAUAACGCUGCUCCUUUAUCCUGGGAGGAUGGAUUUGGCGUAAUACCGUUACAUCAUUAUCCCAAAGGAGGAAUUUAGCAGGGAAAUGCAAUGGUCUGAUCUAAUUCUUCAUAAUCAUCCAUCGCCGACGUUUGUCUUGCUAAAAAUACAUCAGCUGAUCUGCUCUGGAUAUCAACAUGUUUUCUCCAAAAACUCCGAAGCCGACUUUUACCUCCUAUCUUUCUCCACUUCAGACCGACGCGAAGAAAUAUCUUCCCGUGUCCACCAAGAAACUCGAGGCCCGACUCUUACCAGGGGAGAUCGUGGUAAACGAGGCAAACUUUGUGCGGAAGUGCAUUGGGGCAGACAGCAGUCAAGAUGACCUGUGGGGAAAGCUCAUCUGCACCAACUUCAAGGUGUCCUUUGUUACCCAUGAUACCUUGCCACAACAGAGGUUCCAGUGUGUCCAUCGCCUCUUGGGAGAACAUGAUGUCCCGUUGACAUGUGUGGAGCAGGUUGUGACUGUGAAUGAUGCAAAGGGUAAGCAGAAGGUUCUGGGCUCCAAUAAGAAGCUAAAGUUUAAUCCCACUGAGUUAAUCUUGUACUGCAAGGAUUUCCGGAUCGUCCGCUUCCGCUUCGACGAAGCUGGACCCGAGACUGCCAAGAAGGUUUGCCUUGCUAUUGCACACUACUCCCACCCAGCCGACAGUCAACUACUGUUUGGGUUUGAGUAUGUUGGUACGUGCUACUACAGCUCCUCAGGUCAGAAGGUGAAUGGGGUGGACUCAGGGAAGGGGGUGCAGAUGGCCAUGUUUGACUGCUCUUCUGACUGGGACAGAGAGAUCAAACGCACCGGUGCUUCAGAAUGGAGAGUGUGCUCCAUUAAUGAGGAGUAUCUGGUCUCCCCUAGUCUCUCAGAGUUCUUUGUAGUUCCGUCUUCCUUGGCAGAUCAGGACCUGAAGCAGUACGCCUGUUAUUUUAAAGCUCAGCGUCUCCCAUUAUGGUGCUGGAAUCACCCCAAUGGGAGUGCCCUGGUUCGUAUGUCCAACAUCACCGAGCCCCAGCAGCAGAGGAAGCUUGAUCAAAGGAUCUGCAGCGCGAUAAUCAAAAGCCACCCGAUGCGCAGCAACGUCCUAAAGACAGAUUUGGACAAGAGCCUGCCGAGCAUCCAGGAAAUCCAGUCUGCACUAGUGAAGCUGCGGCAGAUCUGUGUGAUUGCAGAGCCCUUCGAGGAGUCUGAGGAAAAGUGGCUGUCGUCCAUGGAAAGUUCACGGUGGAUGGAAUAUGUCAGGGCAUUUUUGAGGCAUGCAGUGGAGGUCAUCUACAUGAUGGAGGGGAAACAAUCCUCUGUCAUUCUGCAAGAAGAAGAAGACCGGGAUUUGAGUUGCAUCAUUGCGUCUCUGGUGCAGUUGAUGUCUGACCCUCAUUGUCGGAGUCGGGCAGGUUUUCAGGGCCUGGUGCAGAAGGAGUGGGUGAUGGCUGGCCAUCGCUUCCUCGACCGCUGCAAUCAUUUGAAGAAGAAUGAUAAAGAGGAGUCCCCCUUGUUUUUGCUGUUCCUGAACUGCGUUUGGCAGUUAAUGGAGCAGUACCCAGCAGCCUUCGAGUUUACAGAGAUGUACCUCACAGUGCUGAGCGACAGCAUGUGGAUCCCUGUGUUCAGUACUUUCCUUUUCAACUGCCCACGACAAAGAGCUGAACACAGCAGGGAUUUUGCUGUGAGUAAGAGUAUAUCUCUGGGACAUGACAAAGUUUUGCAGUUCCCCCCUGUGUGGGACUGGUCACAGCAAUUCAACCUGAAAGAUCAGGCCCUCUUUAACAAUCCUCUGUACGUGGGCAAGAGCGCCCCCUGUGUGCACAACGGCACGGUACGGACGUUCACACACAAACGUAGCAAGAAAAACUACAGUUCCACACUUCGAGGUCUGCCUUCAGAUCUGAAGAAUGGCGGUCUGGGUGUACUCGAAACUCUGCCACGGCGAAAUUCUCUGAUGCCUCGACUCCGUACAGAAGUCGCACAGGCGAAUGAUAAGCAAGAGAGCCCUGCUGAACGCUUCUUGCAGGACUGGCUUUCUCGGCCAGCUGAGCUGCAGGGCUUGCUGCUGCCCCAGCUCCUGCCUUCCCACCUGCCCCUAUGGAAACUCUACUUCCUGCGCUGGGUGCCCGAGGCCCGCAUUCCCAAUGGUGGCCCCAUCACCACCUUCCACAAGCUCUCCGUGCUGGUGGACGAGAUCGAAAUUCUACAACAUCAGCUAAGGCAAUAUACAGGAGGGGCGACUCCAGUAAGCAGUCCCUGCAGCCCCCAGGGUGAAUCCGGCAAAAUGUACUUUAAGGCAGGAUUGUCUUCAAGCGAAUCCCCUGCACCUCCUGAGUACCUCAGCUCCUCGUUUCCCUUCUCCCCCAUGGGCAAUCUGUGUCGCCGCAACAUCCUGGGUACACCCCUCAGCAAAUUCCUCAAUGGCGCCAGAAUUUGGCUGUCCACAGAGACACUGGCCAAUGAGAACCUCUGAAAAACUGAAGUCUGAUUUAAGGCCUCCAAGCAGCGAUCGGAUUGGUGUAGCAUCAUCAUGCAUGACUGGAAGCCUCUAGAAUGUUCUCCCCUAUUCACACUGAUCUAUUUGGCAUUGUCAGUUGUUUUCAAGAGCUGUUCAGCCAAAUGCCAACAUCAGAAUGUUUGUGGUUAAGUUGUGACGGUGUGUAUUUAGCAAUAGACUAAGAAAAGCUUUGUCACAGCUAACACUGAAUAAGGCUAUGUCAUUAAGAUUCUUUUAUUUCUGUGCUAGUUUGAUUUACUGAUGCACUUAGUGUGAGAUUUAGUCUGUCGUCCAGUAGGCAUGAGCCAAUGUUAUAAGUUCAUAAUACCAUAACAGCCCGAACCUUUAUACUUUAUAAUAUUAUUAUUAUUAUUGCAAUUUAUGUAAUUAUGUCUCAGUGGGAGAUGUUCUGUUGUUCUGUCUACCCUUGAACUAUCAUCUAAUGAGUAUGGCAUUAUGGUGUAUAAAUCGGUACAUGCCUAUUAUUCAGAAUUUAUUUGAGUGUGCUCUUUGUUUUUUCUUUUACAAAGCAUCAUUAAGAAUUCGUAUAUUCGUUCGCUCUUUUUGAACUGCCAGUACUGAUUCAUUUUAUGUUUUAUUUGAGGAGUUACGGCUUAUGAUAAAUGAUGAAAGUAGGACUUUAAGUUAAGCCUGUGGUAGAAAAAAUCUUUUAACACUUUUUUUUUUUAUUUUAGUAUGUAUAGUUAUAUAGAUUUUGUAAGAGGCCUUCUGGAAAGGUCUACUUGUAGGUAGCUUUUAUUAAAAUUGUGAAUUGUGUGGGUAAUGUCAGGGAUUGUCCACAAUAACCCCCAGAAUGCAGGUGACAACUGUGCACUCAAAGUGAUAUCUAACACACAAAGGCUGGUCCUGGUUUGUUAGUUCCCUCGCCCAACAGGAAGCACAGAAUAGCUGCUCUGAAUAACUGACUACUGCUCCAACCAAUCAGCUGGUUGAACUGGUACAGCAGUCGAGUGCACCGUAUCCCAGUAGGCACAUAGUGAAUUAGUUUUAGAUCGGAAAGGGCGAGUUUGUAAAAGUAGGUUAGAGGCUUUAUUGGGAAAAACAGCACUUGUUACCUCUUUGUUGACUUUAGUUUUAAAAACCUCUUCUUUUUAACUGGACUGUCAUUCUUUUUUUAUUUGAUCUAUAGCCUUCUAUAAAGACGUGAAUUUAUUAGAUGUAGAUCAGGGUUUGGGACCGGGGUGGACGAUAUGCCGAUAUCGAUAUCACAAUAAAUUGUCAUGUAUCUAAUUGUACUAUUACUCAGACUAGCAAGUAGUGUAUUGGAUAUUAAUAUAAUUUUUCCCUAAAAACUUGCUGUUGAAUAGCAAAUAUUUGUUUUUGGUUUUUUUUUUAGUUGAUCUACUAAUUCGUUGACAAUGUUAGUGAAACAAUCAUGUAUUGUAAGAAUGCCUCCAGAUUUUUUUUUAUUUUUUUUGACGUAUUGUCCACCCUUAUUUUGUGAACAUGUAUUUGGAUGGAAUUUAAUUUUUUACCUUUUAUUGUCUAAAAUAUGGUACUUUUUCCAGCCAUUAAUCCUUGAUAAUAAUUUUGUGAUUAGUUUACCACUAUUACAGUGCACUUGAAGCUGUUGACCACAAAAAUUACUUGAUCUUAACACUUUUAUGUUUUUGUUUUUUUCACCUAACAGCGCUGAUAUUUAUUCAGAUAUGCAAAGAAGCUGAACCAGGGGUAAUUAUUCUAAUCCUGUGUGCCUUUUUAAAACUGUGGCCUUGCUUGUCAGUGGAUUUUGGGUUUUUUCCUCUCUUUCUCUCAGGCUGGAACAUGCCAGCACUGCCUCCUACAUCAGUGGCUAAACUCAACAUAAUUCCAAAGCUUUGUGUGUUCAAGUGUAGAAUUGUGUAAUGCGUAAGCUAUGAGGCUGUGCGGCUGGGCUCCUGUACUAAUCGAAAAGGGCUCUGAUGAACUCCUUUGGAUAUUCUCAGCACUGCAGGGCGUGACUCUGAGCUACUGUGCAAGAUAUGAUUUUUUCUGAUAUGUUUCCUUGAGAAUUAAAAAUGGGUUGACACUUCAACUUGCAAGUUUCCCCCUCAGUUAAUCAUUGAAUAUCAGGUCACACAGGCUCUCUAACACUUCAUAUGCAAUGCAGUUAAAUAAAGUUUGACGAUUUAACGUUUGGCUGUUGAAAAGCUGUUAAAAUAAAUUGUUGUGAUGAUAAAAUAAAACACCAGAUUAAGAAUA
Molecule: messenger RNA, 5257 nt
Organism: Hemibagrus wyckioides
Lineage: Eukaryota; Metazoa; Chordata; Actinopteri; Siluriformes; Bagridae
Gene: mtmr10
Product: myotubularin related protein 10
Exons: 16
Coding region: 722-3031 (769 amino acids)
Source: RefSeq, a predicted model, not a curated record